Molecule: messenger RNA, 1545 nt
Organism: Colletotrichum truncatum
Lineage: Eukaryota; Fungi; Ascomycota; Sordariomycetes; Glomerellales; Glomerellaceae
Source: RefSeq, a predicted model, not a curated record
AUGGCCGACGCAGCCUCAAACGGCGCUCUACGGCCCCUCCUUCCCCGGCCACCACCGGACCAAUCUCCCGCCCCUCCACCACCCCAAUCGCCGUCUACUCCACAAAAGAAGAAUGUGAUCGCCGCCUGUGAUCUCUGUAGGAAACGUCGAGUCAAGUGUAAUGGAGAACGUCCCUCUUGUCACGAGUGCACCGCUCGCCAGAGAGAAUGCGUCUACAGCACCCAGCCAGCUGAGACGAGGGUGACGGCCUUGAAGAGAAAGCAUGGACAGCUCGAAAGCGAGCUUGAGCGAUUGCGGAACUCUCACCUUGCUUUAUCCGAGGUCGUUGAAGCCAUGAAGACAUCCAACAGGACUGACGCAUUAGCCAUUUUGCAACGUAUUCGGGACGGUGUCGAUAUCGAAGCCGUCGCGCGCUCCAUCAGUAUCGGGGAUAUCCUGCUCCAGUUGCGUGUGGCCCCGGAGACGAGGUAUCGCUAUGUGUUCCCAUACCGAACAGACAUGCCGCUGUCGAUUCGGAAGCGGUCAGACGUCCCCUACAUGCGCUCGGCGGUGUACGAGGUCAUGUCUGUGACCGCAGGUCCCAAUGCCGAGCCGCAAGAAACCCACUUUGGCAUGGAUGACCAUGCCACGCCGCAGUUUUAUAAACCAUACCACGCAAGCGCCAUCGAAGACCCGAGACUCGAUGCCGUGAAGCCAUCCAUGUGGACAACGAUCAGCGAUGAUGACGACCUCAUGAGGACUCUGCUACGCCUAUACUUCCUCCACGAGUAUCACUGGCUAUCCUGCUUCUGCAAAGAUCAUUUCCUUGACGACAUGCUUUCUGGUAAAAAACACUUUUGCUCUUCACUCCUCGUCAAUGUCAUCCUCGCCCAGGCAUGUCACUGUCACUUAGCCAUGAAGGAUCGAUGGGAGCACUGGAAUCCCACCAACUUGGGCUACAAGUUCUUCUCUGAAGCCAGGAGACUUUGGGAAAUAUCAGUGAACGAAAAGGCUUCUAUCACGGUUGUUCAAGCUGCCAUGGUUUUUAACAUGAUUCUAAACGUUCAUUCAAUGGACCAGAUUGGAUUUGCGUAUAUCUCUCACGCAGUGUCUAUGGCGCAUGAUCUCAACAUCUUCGCCCCGGCCUCGGCCAUCAAGGGAAGCCGUAAGCAGCACUGCUAUGCCAUCACAGCGUGGAAUCUCUAUUGGUGGACGAGCUUGCAAUCUUAUCAUUUCCUCGUGGCACCCCUGAUUAAAGAACCCCCUCAAACACCGCUGCCCGACCCUGACCAGUAUCCCGAAUGGUAUGGUGAGACAUUUCUUCGGUACCCGUUGAGUCGAACCCUGGUUCCCAUGCACUUUGGCCACCUGGCCAACUCCAAGUUUCGACUCGCCGUCAUCAUCAACUCCCUUGUCGGCCACCUCUUUUCUCCGACCGGUUCCACGCCACCCGCGUCGCAGACGAUCAGCGAGUAUCUGCCGAAACUAACCUCGUGGUUCACCUCCUUGCCAAAAUGUCUGGGCCCAUCCGAGAUUGUGUUUCCUGUUCAGCUCAAACUCCAGUGA